UAUCUUCGGUUCGGUUUGAACCGAUUUAGAGUGAAAUUUUACGAACCGGAAAUCAAUUAGGGCAGUUCACUGGUUCAUGGGGUGUGUGCGGAAGGGGAAGUUGUGCGGCUGUUGUUAUAUAUCAGAGAGGCGCCUUGCUUCAAAAAGGGGUAUAGAAGAAGAAGAAUACGAAACCGUUUCGAAUCGUUAUCCGAAUCUCAUAGGGUUUUUGGAGGAUCUAACCCGAACAGUCACACAAGAUGGACAUGUAUGAGCGAGUGGCGAAGCCCAAGGUUGAGACUCCGAUUGCUGAGAACGAGAUUCGUAUCACCAGUAUGGGUAGAGCGCGUAACUGCAUCACCUACGCCAUGGCUCUUUUUCAGGAGAAAGGAUCGGAUGAAGUUGUUUUCAAGGCAAUGGGAAGAGCUAUCAGCAAGACUGUCAACAUUGUUGAGCUUAUCAAGAGAAGGAUUCCUGGUCUUCACCAGAUCACAUCUAUUGGAUCCACUGACAUCACUGAUACCUGGGAACCCCUAGAGGAAGGCCUUCUUCCAAUCGAGACAACAAGGCAUGUGUCGUUGAUAACUAUAACACUUUCGAAGAAGGAGCUCAACACAUCCUCUGUUGGUUACCAGUGUCCGAUCCCGAUUGAGAUGGUGAAGCCAUUAGCUGAGAUUGAUCACGAAGGACGAGAGGGACCACCAAGAGGCAGAGCAAGAAGAGGCAGAGGCGGAGGAAGGGGAAGAGGUGGCAGAGGUGACGGGUAUGUGAACGUUGAGUAUGAUGAAGGAGCUAUGGAGCCUGAGCAGUCACCUGGUAGAGGAAGAGGUGGCAGGAGAGGACGUGGUGGUCGUGGAAGAGGAGGUUAUGGUCCUCAACCUCACCACGAAGCUCAGCAAGAUGGAGGGGACUAUGGACACAAUGCUCCUCAACAGUAUCGUGAGUAUGAUGAUGGAGGUAGGGAUCAUGAGCGUAGAGGAAGAGGGCGCGGGGGAAGAGGAGGACGACGUGGUGGCCGUGGAAGAGGAGGUUACGACGGUCCUCCUCCUUACUAUGAAGAUCAACAAGGUGGAGGAGACCUGUGUUUAAAAAGGCGCUCGCCUUAUGCGCCAAGGCGCAAGGCGCACUCAGGCGAUAGCUCCAUCGCCAUGCACAUCCCAGGCAAGGGUAUGGUCCCUAAGGCGCUCGCCUAGUGCGCUUUGGCCAUAAAGCGGUGCCUUCAAAGGCGAUGCAAAGGCGCGCCUUGGAGACCCUAUGUUAACCGACACUAAACCAGUCUAGAAUGCACUGCGAUUGCUUAUCUCUGUAAUUUUGGUGCUUCUUUUCUUUUAUACAUUUCAAGUGGUCUUCAAGGCGAGAGCCUCGAUGCGCCAUGGCGCAAGGCGCAAGGCACAUACUUCAUCGCCAUGGAGCGCCAUGAGCCUUUUUAAACACAGGAGGAGACUAUGGUUACGCUGCUCCUCCUCCAAGGGAUCAUGGGUAUGAUGAUGGAGGUAUGAACCCCGAGCGAUCAUCUGGUAGAGGAAGAGGGGGCGGGAGAAGAAGAGGACGUGGAAGGGGAGGUUACGGUUACGGUGGUGCUCAACCUUACUAUGAAAAUCAACAAGAUGGAGGAGACUAUGGAUACAACAACAAUGCUCCUCCUCAGGGCCGUGGACGUGGUGGCCGUGGAAGGGGAGGAGGUCGUGGAAGAGGAGGAGGACGUGGUGGAUACAACAGAUCGGAAGGACCACCGAACAAUGCAGCUGCUUAAGUGAGAAGGGUCGUUGAAUGGACUUUGGUUUUUUUUUUCCCUUCAUUGUCUAUCUUAAAAAGAACAAGAUGUUGCCGUAGAAUAAUUUCCAUCUUUCAUUUUGUCUUUUAGGUAAUGUUAAAUGUUCAUUUAUUUUAUGAAUGUUGCCUCUGUGAGUUCUCAGGUUUGUUUUGUUUCUUCCAAACAUUUCCCAGUUUUGUCUUUAUUUUCUGAGUUAUUGAAAAUUUGCAAGUUUGGUACU
Brassica napus (rape) is the source of this 1973-nucleotide messenger RNA. Its product is annotated as polyribonucleotide nucleotidyltransferase-like. Gene Ontology annotation, molecular function: RNA binding. NCBI's taxonomy places the organism in Eukaryota, Viridiplantae, Streptophyta, Magnoliopsida, Brassicales, Brassicaceae. The coding region runs from base 240 to 1172 and encodes 310 amino acids. The record is from RefSeq and is a predicted model, not a curated record. The transcript has 11 exons.